ACUACUCAAUGAAACGGUGGUUGGAUGGUGGAGUGUUUUAGCAAUAUGGCUACGUGUCGAUUGUGUUAUUGCGUGUUUAAGAUACAAUCAUAAAUACUACCCCUAGUGGGACGGGUUUUACGAUCGUUUAAUAAAACCGGCUUGCUGAUUGCAAACAUGUCAACGAUUAACAAAUGGGAUUUGUCCCAGGAGGACAUGAAAAGUGCGUCAAAAGAUGAAAAGGAAUUGUUAUUAGAGCACGAUAGUGAUUCGGACGAAAAUAUGCUGUUUAAUCGACCAAGUACAUCUGUAGAAACUAAAGUGGAUGAAAAAAUGGAUAAUGUUAGGCUUGAAAUUCAAAAGGUCACAGAAGUGAUGCGGGAGAAUGUACAGAAAGUAAUGGAACGAGGAGAGAAGUUGGAGGAUCUACAAGAAGCUAGUAAUCGAUUGACUAUGGCCGGAGAUGAAUUCAGAGCAGCAGCAAAAAAAUCUCAACAAAGGGCGUGGUUGCAGAACUUUAAAACAAGAAUUAUUCUAGUCACUAUUACAGUGACUAUCGUCAUUUGUAUUAUUGUCAGAUCGGCGCGUAUCGUUUUCAGUUCUGGACAUCAUGGUGCUUUACCUGGUUCUCAGAUAGCGAACACGAUGUAGUGACCCUCGAUCGUUCGAUUUCAGUAUCCAUCAUCAUGAAAUAUUCAUAAUCGAGGCAGCCAGACUGAAACACUACUGUUUACAAGAGCAUGUUUAUAUUUGUACCUGUCUUUCAUGGAUUAUUAUCUACGUGAAUUAUUAUCAUAAGUUUAUAUAAAUAUAUAUGUUGUUAUUUUCAU
Messenger RNA from Frieseomelitta varia, 809 nucleotides. Its product is annotated as vesicle-associated membrane protein 4-like. Gene Ontology annotation, biological process: Golgi ribbon formation; vesicle-mediated transport. Gene Ontology annotation, cellular component: membrane. Bases 157 to 630 code for a protein of 157 amino acids. The transcript is spliced from 6 exons. NCBI's taxonomy places the organism in Eukaryota, Metazoa, Arthropoda, Insecta, Hymenoptera, Apidae. The record is from RefSeq and is a predicted model, not a curated record.